Messenger RNA from Amyelois transitella, 1135 nucleotides. RefSeq names its product protein FAM32A. Gene Ontology annotation, cellular component: nucleolus. The record is from RefSeq and is a predicted model, not a curated record. The transcript is spliced from 2 exons. The coding region runs from base 370 to 702 and encodes 110 amino acids. NCBI's taxonomy places the organism in Eukaryota, Metazoa, Arthropoda, Insecta, Lepidoptera, Pyralidae.
AACUUCAUUGAAAUAUUACUGAUAUUCAAGGAUUUCACGGACCUCCAAGCGCUUGUGCGAGACCGAUUUGGCGCCUUCUCGUUGGAGAGCUGUCAACACUGUACAUGCGUCGUUGCUUAAUUUUCUGGAACCCUGCAUUCAUUCAUUCAUUGAAAUUAGUCAGAAUUUUUUGACAUUUUAUCUUUGUUAUAAAGGUCUCAUAGUCACGAACUAAAUAGAGAUACUAUAUCAUAGUUCAUUUAAUGCUUCUAAUAAGUCUGUGCUUUGGUGUUAUUAUAACCUGAGAGUUUCUUGGUGUUUUUUGUCUUACUAAGAAAAUGCACACGGAAUGUUUGUUCACUGAGAUAUCAUUUGUUUAAAAACGUCAACAUGGGAGAGGAAGAUGAAUACGCGUGCGUAAAUAGGAGCCAGCUCAAAAUUAAAGACAAUUCUGGAAUCAAGAAAAAGAAAAAGAGGAAGACCAAUAAGGACACUGAAAAAGUAAUUGAAGUGGAACUAAAACAGCAUAUAAAACAACAAACUCCUGAAGAAAAGCGGACCAAGGCGGAACUAGCAUUCAAGAAAAUGCAGGAGAAGAUGCAAAAACAAAGAAUACAACAAAAAGCUGAGAUGACUCACAAGCAGCGAGUGGAAAAAUUCAACCAACAUUUGGACAGUCUAACUGAGCACUUUGACAUUCCCAAAGUCUCAUGGACUAAAUAGGUGCAUUAUUUUCUACAGUGUAAAUUUUUACUUUCAGACUUUUAUUAUUCUUAGCAUUUGUAGUGUUGCACUGUUGGGAGCAGGUUUUUUACCCAUUGUGUGAUUCCAAGCUUUGAUAUAUUGUAGUCUCUCCCCUGCAUUGGAAGUUAACCAGGUUAAAUGUUACAAAAAGAACCCACUAGAUCAUCUACAUUAAUUGUAGAUCUUUUUACUUUCUUGUAAAACAUCCAAAAGUAUUGUGUUAAGAAUAACCUUUGUUAUUCUGUGUAAUUUGGAUCCAUUCAAAAAAUGUAAAUAACAUACAAACAUUCACAAUGUCAGUGUGAAGUAUGUAUUUACAUAUAUUAAGGAAAUAUUUUACCAUUUAUAUGUAGGUAUGCAUGUUAUGUAUCUGUACCUAUAAUUGUUUAUGAAAAUAAAUAAUUUUAUGUAA